Molecule: messenger RNA, 2777 nt
Organism: Lucilia cuprina (Australian sheep blowfly)
Lineage: Eukaryota; Metazoa; Arthropoda; Insecta; Diptera; Calliphoridae
Product: protein arginine N-methyltransferase 1-B-like
Exons: 2
Coding region: 299-1759 (486 amino acids)
Biological process (GO): peptidyl-arginine methylation
Cellular component (GO): nucleus
Molecular function (GO): protein-arginine N-methyltransferase activity
Source: RefSeq, a predicted model, not a curated record
AGGGAUGGAUAAAAAAUUCUUAAAAAUUAAAAACAAAUCUUUUCCCCAAGUUUUACGAGGAUCGAAAAUCAUUUACAUUAAGAAAAACAAAGAUAUUUUAUUUAUUUAUUUGUUUAUUCAUCUUGAAAGUAUUAAACGAAAUCCUCUUUGAAAAGCCUCUCUUUUCCAUUGUCAAAUUAACCGUUUUUAUUUUUUUAACUUGGCAAUACUUUUCAAUAAAACAAAUUUAAAAAGAAUCUUCCUGUCGACAAUUAAAAACACAUCCAUUAAACUAUUACCUCUCCACUGCAUUCUCAUCAUGAAUUCUAAUGAAAACUCCAAAAAGAAGACCCAAAACGUUAAAAAACCACCUGUGCAAAGUGAUAAAAAUGAUUCUGGCCAUGGAGGCAGUGAUACAACCUAUACCGCUUCCACCCCCACACCAGUGGAGACAAUGACUUCAAGAGAUUUUCAUUUAGAUUAUAAUGCCCAUGUCGAAAUGAUGAAUCAAAUGCUUAAGGACACCGUACGUAUUGACAAUUUCAAGGCGGCCAUACUGCACAAUAAACAUUUGUUUAAAGGAAAAUGUGUUUUGAACAUUGGCUGUGGCACCGGCAUUUUCGCCCUGUUUGCCGCCAAGGCUGGUGCUGCGAAAGUUUUUGCUGUAGAUCCUUCAAAUGUUGUCUAUUACACUCGUCAAAUUGUACAGGCCAAUGGGUUCGAGGGUGUGAUUGAAGUCAUUAAGGGUAAAAUAGAAGAAAUAGAUUUGCCGGUAAAGGAGGUGGAUAUUAUAGUUUGUGAUUGGAUGGGAUAUGCUUUGCUGUAUCAAGCGAUUUGUGAUUCUGUUAUUUAUGCUCGUGAUAAGUGGUUGAGAAAGCCAGGUGGUUUAAUAUUUCCCGAUCAAGGUAAAUUGUAUAUGGUGGCUUUGGAGGAUACUAAACAUAAAAAUGGUAACAUCAAUUGGUGGUCAAAUGUGUAUGGUUUCAAUAUGAGAUGUUUGCGUGAGGUGGCUUUAAUUGAACCACGCUAUCAAAGUAUUCGACCAGAUCAGGUUAUGAGUAAACAAUUUCCCAUUAAAUCAUUAAAUCUCAAUACAGCUACUCAAGAUGAUCUCAAAUUUCGCAGUAAAUUUAUGUUGCCCAUACAAAAGACAGGACAUAUGGACGGUAUAGCUCUUUAUUUUCAUGUAUAUUUUACAAAAUCUCAUACCCCUUUGGGAUUUAGUACGGAUCCCUGGUCACCACGUACCAAUUGGUUACAAACCAUAUUAUUUUUCGAUCAAUCAUUAGCCAUCAAUUCUGGUUCUUUAUAUUACGGUGGUAUAGAAUUCAUACCAAAAGAUGGUACUAAUCUUAAUGAUAUAACUGUAAAUUUGGAAAUGUUAAUGGGUGAUCCCACACAAGCCGAUAUCGAAGUUGAAAUGUCUUGGCAUUUUAAAUUAGCUGCUGCAGCAGCCGUAGCGAACAGUGAAAGUAAAGCUAAAACCUUAGACAAUAAUAAAGAUAAGUGUAAUAGUUUAAAGCCAAUUAAGAAACCAAAUAUUGAAGAAAAUUCAAAUAAUAAUCACAAAAAUGUAUCUAAAUUAUCUAAUGAUAUAACAAAAGUGCCUAAAACUCCUAAUAAUAGUAAUCAAAAUAAUUUAACAAAUCAAAAUUCGAUUAUAUGCUCGGGUCGUGUAGUGACCACGGAUAACCUAAACAACACCAUAACAAUUGGCAAAUUGAAUUAUCCUUGUCGCAAGAAUAAACGCAAUAAAAGUAAGUACCCAAAAAAGGGUUAAUUGUUUCCUUUUCUACAGUUUUUUUUUUUGUUAAGUUUACGCAGUUAAUAAUUAAUUAUUAACUUGAAUGUUCAUUAACUUGCUAUGUUUUGUUAUUUGUUUAAGAUUUUUUUAUUAAUGUUUUGUUUAAUUAGCAAAACUUUAUUGUUAUUUAUUUUUUAAUUUAUUAUUAUUUUUUGUAAUGAAGUACAUAAUUUAAAGGAUUUUAUUUAAACUUUUAUCAAUUAAAAAUAGCAAGUUAAUGAAUAUGUAAAAACUGUUUUCCUUUUCAAUAUUUUUUAGAUGAUUUCUUUUAAUUUUAUUAGUUUUGUUUUGCAUUUCCAAACAUGAAAUUUGUUUAACCAUUUUAAAUUUCUUUCUAAAAUGACCUAAUUUUUUGUAAAUCUUUUGUAUUUUAAACUAGAAUUUUUAAAAUUCCUAAUAUUAGUUGCGAUGAGUUUUCGCUUUGCAAAGCAACAACUUUCUUUAAAAAAAAUGAAUAGAUUGUAAAGUUUCGAUUUACAGAUCAGGUCUAAAUAGACGUUUUAUUUAAUUAUUAUACAAACAACUGCAACAAAUAUUAUUGCAAAAAUAAAAAAACUAUAAAAUGAAUAUAAUAAAUGAAGGAAAUAUAUAAAAUUUUUACAAAAAAUCCCUUAAAAGUUACAAAAAAUGAAUUCAUUAAACCAAGCAAAUUAUACAUAAAUUUAUACAAAAAAUUAAACAUUGAAUUUUUAAAAAUAAUGAAUUUGUAAAAACUAAAUACAAAACUGUUAUAAUACUUUUGGAAAGUAUUUAGCAAAUAAAUUGUAGAAAAACAACUUUUUUGUACAUACAAUAUCGUGAAAUGGUGGUUCUAUGAAAAAUUUAUAAAUAAAAUGUGAAAUUUGAAUUAUCUAUACAAAACAGCCACAUAAUUAAAAUCGAAAUAUCGUUUUAAUACAAAAUCUUUUAAAGCUGUGAAUGAAGUUUUAUCAAUAUAUUGUAGUGUGAUAUAAUUGUAUUUUAUUUUUUUUAAAUAAAAAUUCAAUAUUUCAAA